GCUGGUGAUAUUGUUCUCGUUGAGAAUGUAGAAUUUCUUACUAGGAAUUAUGUUCUUAGCCAAAAUGGGAAUGUUCCUAAUACAACAGUUCAAGAAACUGGAGAGUAUUCUUCAGUAACCGAGAAUACGGUGGUGAAACCAGAAUUAUCGGCUUUUGAAGCAGAUGGAUCUGAUUUGAAUGAACUGAAAUUAGUAAAAGAGUGGACUGAAUCGGUGAAGAAAUCGGAUAGGCAGCGUAUGGAUGAUAUCCAUUAUUUUUCAACUUUUUUAGCGUUUUGUACUAUUUUUGUAGAAUUGUAUAGCAUGCACUCUGUAUCAAGGUUAUGA
Thelazia callipaeda (thelaziosis nematode) is the source of this 327-nucleotide messenger RNA. The record is from the annotation of a GenBank genome assembly. NCBI's taxonomy places the organism in Eukaryota, Metazoa, Nematoda, Chromadorea, Rhabditida, Thelaziidae.